UGCAAAAAAAUUAGUUGGGUUAAAACGAACCGAAUAGGGUCGGGUCAGUUUCAGGUUCGACUCGAACCCGACCUGUGACCCGAAAUUGACAGGUCUACAGUUUAGCUUGAGAACACGCAUGCAAAUCCACCUCACCAUAAAAUAAGGGUUCCACCUUUAUCACAAAAGUAUAUCGAUCUCACUAACAUAGUUAGUUCUGUUCAUCCAUCUCAUGCAACCCGCCAACCUGCAAUCCUCCAAUGAUCUUCAAAAACUUCGCUCAAACCCGCAUCGUUGACACUCUCGUAAUGUCCUACGUGACAAGCUUUGACAUUUGGCCCACAAAAAAUUUCCCUUACGGGGGUGUUAGUCAACUUUAUUUUCACCUUAAUUUUUAAAUGUCUUCACAUUUAACUAAAGUUAUCCUUCAAUACCCCAUUUUAACAACAUAAUCUAAAAUCGGACAAAUACACAAUAAUCUCCACCUUGGUCAGAUUUUAUGACCAAAGAACUACAUGUGCGCCUGUUGAGAUCUGAUCGGCUCCUUGUACUAACUCUAUGAGCAAACCCGUCAAACCGAGCCUAUUCCUUCUCGUGCCCGGCCUUCAUUGUGAGUUUCAAUCCAUUGCUCCAGCUCUUGCUCCCGCACUUUCUAACCCACGCGCGCCUGCAUUCCUUACUAUUCCUCCCGUGAUCAAUUGUCACGGGGGAUGAAAAUAAUAUACUAGUAUAAUAUAGGAUAGUUUGAGGCCUUCCCAUUCUUAAAAGCAAGCAUUUAAGGCCUUCCCAUUCAUAAAUAGAAAUGUUAAGAUAAAUUAAACAACGAGUAAAUCCUUGUAAAAUAUUCAGGGAUUUAUCUAUAAAGUUGAAGAUUGUGCUUUAUUAUAUUUGGAUUAUAUUAUCCGAAUAACAUAAGGGUAAGGUUGACAUUGAAAUAUAUCAAUAAGCAAUAGGUCAUUUAGAGUAUCUCUAAUUGAAUGUCAUUUGCCCGUUUGUAGCUCCCGCGAACGUCCAAACGAACCGCAAAUGAAAUCGUAUUUUUGCAUUUCACCUCGGUUGUGAAACGCAAUUAUCACAAAAACCCAUUUUUUCCUAUUAUGUUACAAUAAAAAGAGAAAUAAUAUACAUAAAAUAUAUUUUUUUUUGGUUAAAAAUGAAGUUAUAUACACAAAAUAUUCAGAUUAAAACUUAAUCCAGAUGAACUUUAAAAUCAUUUUUUUUUUCUAAAAUAAACUCAAUAUACAUAACCAAUCAAAACUUAUAUUACAAAAAUCAUAAAAUAAAUCCAAUUGUUGACUCCAAAACUUAUUAAUCUCAUUAGAAAAUCCAUCCCAUGAAGUUUUGACUCCAUCAAAGUCUUGGAGCUCACAACUUCUCAGACUUGCGCUCCAAGCAAUCCUCCCCUUCCCCCUCCCUUAAAUAUAUCACAAUGCAAGCUCUACUCUCAUCUCUCUCAUUCUAUCUUCCACCUAUUGCUUACCUCAGAAUCCAUGGCGGCCUCUCUUAAGCUGCACAAACGGCUGGCCGCAAGCCUUCUCAACUGCGGCAAAGGCAAAAUCUGGCUCGAUCCCAAAGAACUUAACCACAUCUCCUUCGCCAACUCUCGCCAAAAUAUCAGAAAACUUGUUCAUGAAGGUUUCAUUAUCAAGAAACCAGAGAAGAUUCACUCAAGAUCUCGGUCCAGACGCUUCGCAGAGGCCAAGCGCAAGGGAAGACAUUCUGGAUAUGGUAAGAGAAAGGGUACCAUGGAAGCCAGACUCCCCACCAAGGUCUUGUGGAUGAGGAAGAUGAGAGUACUCAGGCGUUUGUUGAAGAAAUACAGAGAGAAUAAUAAAAUUGAUAAGCAUGUUUAUCAUGAUAUGUAUGUGAAGGUGAAAGGGAAUGUUUUCAAGAACAAGAGAGUUCUUGUGGAGACUAUUUUUAAGUUGAAGAGAGAAAAGGAUGGAGAGAAGACUUUGUUUGAUCAAUUUGAUGCUAAGGUGAGUAAGAAGAUGAGAAAGAUAAUCAAUUAGUACCGUUGUAUUAUGUUAAGUGUGUUUAAUUAUGUUUAUCGUGUCGGGAACUCUAAAUUGUAAUCCAUAGAUAAAAAAAAUUGAACUUGUGGCUUGCGGUUUGUUUUAAAUAGGGCUUUAUGUGAGUUUCAAGUAUAUAUGUUUGGUUGUUAAGAAGUU
This is a messenger RNA of Dendrobium catenatum, 2150 nucleotides long. Its product is annotated as 60S ribosomal protein L19-1-like. The coding region runs from base 1470 to 1991 and encodes 173 amino acids. The record is from RefSeq and is a predicted model, not a curated record. Gene Ontology annotation, molecular function: RNA binding; structural constituent of ribosome. Gene Ontology annotation, biological process: translation. NCBI's taxonomy places the organism in Eukaryota, Viridiplantae, Streptophyta, Magnoliopsida, Asparagales, Orchidaceae. The transcript has a single exon. Gene Ontology annotation, cellular component: ribosome; cytosolic large ribosomal subunit.